Molecule: messenger RNA, 15183 nt
Organism: Eimeria acervulina
Lineage: Eukaryota; Apicomplexa; Conoidasida; Eucoccidiorida; Eimeriidae
Exons: 9
Coding region: 1-15183 (5060 amino acids)
Biological process (GO): regulation of DNA-templated transcription
Cellular component (GO): nucleus
Molecular function (GO): DNA-binding transcription factor activity
Source: RefSeq, a predicted model, not a curated record
AUGCUGAAGCCUCAGCAGCGAGUCAGGAGGACCUUCACUCCUCCCCCGGCCUCGGGGUGUACAUACACCUCAGACUCUCAUCGACGUUACAGCAGCACAGACACCCCACAGAUCCUGCAGCAGCAGCAGCAGCAACUGCAGCAACAACACGAGCUGCUGUUGCUGUCUCAGAGACAGCCUCCUAGUUUUUACUCGACCCUAAGUGCAACGCAAGCUGCUGCUGCUGCUGCUGCUGCUGGUGAGAUCCGCACUCCUCAGCACCGCCUGCAGCAGCAGCAGCAGCAGCAGCAGCAGCAGCAGCUGGCUGCUGGAGUACGAGGGACAUCACUGAGGCGUUUAUCCCCGUGCCAAGAAUGUGUAAAGCUUCGUGCAGAGGUGGAGUUCCUGCAGCAGCAAAAUAAUUUGCUGCGCGGCGAAGUCUACAAAGCAGCAAAAGACCUGCAGCAAAAAGACAGAGACAUCAGAGAGAGAGAUUCUCAAGUACAAAUGCUGCAGGCGCAAGUUAAGAGCCUGUCUUCGCAGCUGGAUUGGUUGUCUGCUGCUGCUGCUGCUCGAGGAGGAGCGGAUCCAUCAGCAGCAGCAGCAACAGAUUCUGCUGCUGCAGGCGCAACCCAUGCAGCAGCAGCAACUGAAAAUGCAGCGACAGCAGCUCCUGCUGCUGCUGCUGCUGCUGCUGCAGGAGACACCGCACCUCAGCGAAGCAGCAGCAGCACCGGCAGCAGCAGCAGCAGCAGCAGCAGCAGAAGUUACUCCAUUGUUAAACCUGAGGCCUCGCGCGAUGCCUCAGCGAGUUCAGAAGCAAGUGCAGCCCUGUCCACGGCUGCCACUUCGCUGCAGCAAAUCGGCAGCGACUCGCAGCAGCGGUCUGCUGUCAGCAGCAGCAGCAGCAGCAGCAGCUGUUCGUUGCCUUUAGACGAGCAGCAGUCAGCAGCAGCAACAGAUGCAGUAAAGGCGAACAGGGAGCUGCAGCAGCAGCUCAAGGUCGCCAGAGAAAGUUAUGAAAAGCAGCAGCAAGAGCUGCUGCUGCUACAGCAGCAGGCGCAGCAGACAGCAGCAGCAAUGCAGCCGCUGCAGCAAUUCAGGAGACGCGCCUCCCGAAAGAUUCGCCGCUUAGCAGCAGAGCUGCAGCAAUCGCACCAGCGUGCUGCAGCAGAAGAGCAGCAGCUGCUGCACAAGGCUCAGGAGGCAGUGCUGCUGCGAGGGGCCCUCAGCAGCAAACGAGAGGAGCUGCUGCGUCGCUGCAGCAGCGACGCGUCGCUGCAACAGCUGCAGCAGCAGCUGCUGCAGUGGGUUGAAGAAGCAGCAGCAAGUGCAGCAGCUCGCGCUCAAGCAGCAAGGAAAGGAGCAGCAACGCGCACUGCUGCACAGCAGCGCCUGCUGCUGCUGUCGCUCUCGGGCAGCAGCAGCAGCGGCAGCAACCCAAGCAGCUUGCUGCAGGACUCCCUUCCUAUUUCGAGUGGUUCUGGUGCUUCAGCUAGUAGUGAAGGCCAGCGGCAACGUGGGGAGCUGCGUAGACACCCCGCAGCAUCACGAGGGAUUACGCAAAGAAGAAUGCAGCGGCUGCGGAUUUUGUAUAGAGAGCGGCUGCUGCUGCAGCAGCGUGUGGUCUCCUUAGAGCAGCAGCAGCAGCAGCUGCUGCAGCAGCUUGAGCAACAGCAACAGCAGCAGCGCGAACCGCUGCCGCAGCAGCAGCAGCAGCAGCAUUCUUCUCGUCAUGAAAAUCAGGAGCAGCAGCAGCAGCAGCAGCAGCAGCAGCAGCAGCAGCAGCAGCGGGAGCAGCAGCUGGAGGCCGAGCUGCAAGAUAUGAAGGAGACACACAGUUUGCUGCUGUCGCGCGCAGAGACAGUAAUGCAGCACUUGAAUGAAAUAACGCAUCAGUACUCGCUGCUGCAGCAGCAGCAUGAUGAACUGCAGCAGCAGCACCAGCAGCUGCAGCAGCAGCACCAGCAGCAGCAGCAGCAACGUCAACACGUGCUGCAGGAACAAGAGCAACUGCAGCACCAGCACCAGCAACUGCAGCAGCAACACCAGCAACUGAGGCAGCAACAUGAACAACUGCAGCAGCAGCACGAACAGCAGCAGCAACAUGAACAACUGCAGCAGCAACAGCAGCAGCAAGAGCACAGGUUAGAGUUGCUGCAGCAGCAGGCGGAUGAAUUACACCAGGAAGUGCUGCGGCGGGAGCAGCAGUUGCAGCAGCUGCAGCAGCAGCAGCAAACCGAGCAACAGGCGCUACAAAGGCUGCAGCAACAAGGUAAAGCUGCAGCAGCUGCUGCAGCAGCCGAUGCAGCAGAACAUGCAAAGGAGCAGCAGCAGGUGAUGAGUCACGAACUGCAGCAGCAGCAGCAGCAGCUGACUGAACGCGAAGCUGCGCUGCAGCAGCAGCUUCAGGAGGUGCAGCAGCAACGCGCCCAACUGCAGCAGGAAAGAACAGAGCUGCAGCAGCAAACACAAGAAGUUAAACGGCAGCAGUUGCUUCUGCAGCAACAGCAGCAGCAACAACAGCAGCAGCAGCAGCAACUAGAUGAGGAGCGCGAAGUGCUGCGGCAGCGAGAACGUGAACAGCAGCAGCUUGCUGCCGCUGAAGACAAGAAGGUAGAGCAGCAAGAACAGCAGCAACAGCAAAUGCAGCAGCUCGAAGCACAGCUAGAGACGCAAAAGCAACUAGUCCAGCAGCAGCAGCAGCUGCUGCAGCAGCAGGAGCAACAGUUGCAGCAGCAGGAGAAGCAGCUGCAGCAGCAGGAGCAGCAGCUACAGCAACAAGAACAGGAACUGCAGCAGCGAGACUCUGAAAUGCAGCAGCAAGAACAGCACAGCAAAGAGGAGCUGCUGCUGCAGCAGGUGCAACAGCAACAACAGCAGCUGCAGCAGCAGGGCCAGCUGCUGCAGCAGCAGGAGGAGCAGCUGCAGCAGCAAGAAGAACAGCUGCAGCAGCAAGAACAGCAGCUCCAGCUGCUUGAACACCAGCUGCAACAGCAGGACCAGGAGUUACGGCGAGAAGGUUUGCUGCAGCAGCUGCAGCAGCAAAACGUGCAGCUGCAAGGGGAUGUUCGGUCGCUGCAGCAGCAACUGGAGGCCAGCGGCGCAGCACAGGAGCUGCUGCUGCACAAGGCAGAGGAGCAGCAGCAGCAGCUGCAGGUAGCAGCAGAAGAGAAGGCUGCGCUGCUGCAGCGUGCUGCUACACAGCAGCGAGAAGCAGCAGCAGCAGCAGCAGAAGCAGAGGCUCUUAGAGGGAGAUGUGAAGAGCUGUCUAUACAGCUGAGAGACGCGGAGGAAAACGCAGCAGCAGCAGCAGACGGCGAGCAGCAGCUGCAGCAUGAGGUACAGCAGAUGCAGCAAGAGCUUGCAACGCUGACAGAGAGACUCACAACAACCCAAAGGCAAGAGCUGGAGCAGCUGCAGCAGCAGCUGCAGCAGCAAGGAGUAGCAGCAGAAGCAGCAGCAGCAAACGCUCAGUUCAGCCGCAUGCGCCAGGUGAUGGACCUGCAGCAGCUGCAGCUGCAGCAGCAGCAGCAGCAGCUGCAGCAGCAGCAGCAGCUCAUAGACGAGCUUCACACGCAGCAACAAGAAAGAGAAGAAGACAUCAAGAGGCGUAUGAAGCAGAAUGAAGAGCAGCAGCAGCGGCUGCUGCAGCAGCUGCAGCAGGAGAGGGAGCGCACUGCAUCAGCAGCAAAGAGGCAGCUGCAGCAGCAGCAAGAGCACCAGCAAGAAGCACAGGGCCUUCGUGUGUCGUUAGCAGAUAAGGAUGAACUGCUGCAGCAGCAGCAGGAGCAGCAGCAGCUGCUGCAGCAGCAAGCAGCAGAGCUGCGCCAUGCCCUUGAGGAGCAGCAAAGAAGCAGCGAGUUGCUGGAGCAGCGACUUCAGCAGCAGCAGCUUGAUGCUAGAGAAGCUCGCGCUGCAGCACGGCAGCUGGAAGACAUCUGCAUGCAACUGAGGGAGCAGCUGCAGCAGCAAACGACGGAGUUCGAGGCCUUGCAGCAGCAGCACAGCAGCCUGCUGCAGCAACACCAGCGGCAGUGUGAUGAGCUCGAGGAGCUCCAGCAGCAGCACACUGCCUUGCUGCAGCAGCAGCAGCUGCUGCAGCAGCAGCUGCAGCAAUCCGCUAGCGAGCUCGCGAGCCUUCAGUCGUUAGCUGAGACGAUGGAGCAGCGUGCUGCGGUGUCACUGCUGCAGCAACACUCAGCAGCAGCAGAGCCGCAGCAGCAGCAGCAGCAGCAAAAGGAGCAAGAACAGGAUACAGCUGCAGCACCGCGGGCAACAGAAGAACAGCAGCAGCAACAGCAGGAGCAGGAGCAGCAGCAGCAAGAGGAGCAGCAAGAUGGCGCUGACAGGGAGCAGGACGAGGAGGAGGAGCAGCAGCAGCAGCAAAGGCGGCAGCGCUCUGUAGAGAAGCAGCUGCAGCACGUGCAGCAGCUUUACCAGCAGCUGCAAGAAGAAUUUGCUGCAGCGCAGCAGCAGCAGCAGCUGCUGCAGCAGCUUUAUGAUCGCCAGUCGCGCGACUUUGUGAGUGCUGUACGCAGAGCAGGGAAAGCAGAAGAGGAGCUGCAGCUGCUGCAGCAGCAGCUGGAAGCUAGACAGAAGCGCAGCAGCAGCAGCGCGCAGCAGCAGCAGCAGCAGCAGCGGCAGCAGCAGCAAACGCACGAGAUGGAACUCAAAGCAGUCAAAUUAGAGCUGCGCAGCAGCCAGGCAGAAGCAGCAGAGAUUGGUGAGAAGCUGAUAGCAACGGAGAAGCAGCUGCAGCAGCUGCAGCAGCAGCUGCAGCAGCAAGUAGACAGUGAACGAAGCGCAGCAACACAGCAGCUGCAGCGCAAGGCGGAGCAGCUGCGAGCAGAGCAGCAGCAAAAUCAGCAGCUGCAGCACCAAAUCGCAGCAGCUCAGCUUGAGAACCAGCAACUGCAGCUGCUGCUGCAGCAGGAGCGCAGCAGAUUGGAAGAGCUGCAGCAGCAGCACGCAGCAGCAGGCGACCUCAAAGCUGAGUUGUCCGCUGAGGCUGCUAGUCUUAGACAGCAGCUGCAGCAGCAGCAGCAGUUGCAGCAACGGCAGCAGCAGCAGCAAGAGGAAGUGCUGCAGCAGUUGCAGCAGCUGCAGCAGCAAGCUGCUGCUGAGGGAGAGGAGAUGCAGAAGCGCCACGAAGAGCAGCAGCAGCUGCUGCAGCAGUCGCUGCAGCAAGCGCAGCAAGCUGAAGCAGAAAGCCGCGCUGCGCUGCAGCAGGAGGUCGCAAGGCUGCAGCAGCAGCAGCAGCAGUUGCUGCAACAGCAGCAGCAGCACGCAGCAGCGCGGGAGCAGCGACAGCAGGCCCGUGAGCAGGAGCUGCUGCAGGAGGCAGCAGAGCUGCAGCAGCAGCAGCAGCAGCUGCAGCAGGAGCUGCAGCAAUCCGAAGCAAAAAGCAACGACUUAGCAGCACAACUACAAGAGACAGAGCAAAAACUUCACCUGCUGUCGUCUGAAGCAGAAAGGCAGCACUUAGAGCUGCAGCAGGAGAUGGUAGAGCUGCGCAUGCGGCUAGAUGCUGCGCUGCGUGCAGCAGCAGCAGCAAACGAGCAACUGCAGCAGCAGCAGCGGGUCGCUGAUCAGCUCCGCCAACGCCUGCAGCAGCAGCAGCAGCAACAACAAGAACAAGAACAAACCUAUGAGCGCAACGCGCAGCAGCAGCAGCAACAACACGAGCAGCAGCUGCAGCAGCAGCAGCAGGAGGCACAGGACCAACUGCAGCAGCAGCAGGAGCAAAUACAGCAAAUGCUGCAGCAGCAAGAGCACCUCACCAAGUCUCUAUCCGAGACGCGGGAGCGCAGCAGCAAAGAGCAGCAGCAGCUGCUGCUGCUGCAGAGAGAAAACAAACAGCUGCAGCAGCAGCUGGACGAGGCUUCUGCUGCACUUGCAAGCCGCGCUGCUGCUGCAGCAGAGCAGCAAGAGCAGCAGCAGAAGCUCGCUGCUCAACUGCAGCAGCAGCAGACGUUGGCAGAGCAGCAAACCACUCUGCUAGAAGAGCAUCAGCAGCAGGAAGCGCUGCUGCUUCAGCGGCUGCAGCAGCAGGAGGAGCUGCAGAAACAGCAAACAGAGCAGCAGAAGCAGACAGAGCUGCUGACUGAGGAGCAGCAAAGGGAAGCACAGCAGCUGCAGCAGCAACUCCAGCAGCAACUCCAGCAGCAACAACACAAGGUACAGCAGCAGCAAAAGCAAAUCCAGCAGCAGCAGCAGCUGCUGCAGCAGCUUCAGGCACAACUGCAAGAACGCAUGCUGCAGUCAGAGGAGGAGCAGCAGCAGCUAAAGUCGCAGCAGCAGCAGCUGCAGCAACAGCAGCAGCAAAUCAAACUGCAAAAGCAGCAGCUGCAGCAGCUGCAGCAGCAGCAGCAACAAGCAGCACAAAGAGAGCACCAGCAGCAGCAGUUGCUGCUCGAAAGCCGCAGCGAGCAUCAGCGCAUCUACGCAGCGGAAGCGGAGGCGCGGCAGCAGCUGCAGCAGCAGCAGCAGCAGCUGGAGAAGCAGCAGCAACAGCUGGAGGAGCAGGAGCAAAAGCUGCAGCAGCAGCAGCAACAGCUGAAGCAGGAGCACGAGGAGCGCGCAGCGGAGGCAGAGCAGCAACAGCAACAGCAGCAGGAGGCGCAGCAGCAGCGCCUGCUGCUUGAAGAGCGGCUGCAGCAGAUGACUGCAGCAUCAGCAGAACAAAGCGCGGAGCUACAGCAGCUGCUGCAAUCCCAAUCACGCGCAGCAGCAGAUAUGAAACACAUGCAGCAGCAGCGUCAGCAACUGCAGCAACAGCUGCAGGAGCUGCAGCAGGACCAGCAGCAGCAGAAGCAGCAGGCUGCUGCAGCUCUCGCCGCCGCCGAAGCAGAGCUUGCUGCAGCAAAGCAGCAGUUGACGUUGAAGGAAGAGGCGCAGCAGCUGCAGCAGCAGCAGCUGCAGCAGCUGCAGCAGAUCCUGAGUGACGUGCAGGAAGGCCGUGCUGCUGCUGAGAGCGAGCUAGCUGCAUCUAAGCACCGGGAGGAGAGCGCGGAGAGGCAGCAGCAGCAGCAGAUGCUGCUGCUGCAGCAGCAGCAACAGCAGCUAGACAGACAGCGCCAGCUAGCUAACACAAGAUACGAAGAGAACUUGUCUUUGCAGAGGCAGCUGCAGCAGCAAAAGACUGCAGCAGCAAAGCAACUACAGCAGCAAAAGACAGAGGCUGAGCAGCGGCAUGCGCAGCAGCUGCAGCAGCUGCAGCAGGAGCUUCAGCAGCAGGCCCAGCAGCAGAAGAAGACGAAGAAGCAGCAGCAGCAGCAGCUUGAAGAGCUGCAGAAGCAAUAUCAACGCCUGCAAGAAGGGCAUAAGGAGCAGCAGCUUUCGUAUGAGGCCAAGGAGAAGCUGCUGCGGCAGGAGGUGCAGCAGCUGCAGCAGGAGGUGCAGCAGCAGCAGCAGCGGGCUGAGGACCUCGCCAGGCAGGUAGAGGAGGCAGCAGCAACAGCAGCAGCACAAGGGAAAGAGUUGCAGGAGCUGCAGCAAGCAUAUGAUGAGGCUUUAGAGAGGGCAGAGCAGCUGCAGCAGCAAGGGCAGCAGCUGGAGGAGCAGCUGCAGCUUGCUGAGGAGCAGCAGCAACUGCUGCAGCAGCAGCAGCAGCAGGAGCAGCAAGGUCUAGCAGAUACCAUUGAAAUGCAUCGCCAGGCAGCAGCAAAUGCAGAGCAGCGGAGAGACGAGCUGUAUACUCAGCUGCAGCAGCUGCGGCAGCAGCAGCAGCAGCAGCAAACCGAGGUGCGCACGCUAGCAGCAGAAAAGGAAGAGCUGCUGCAGCAAGUAGAUGAAGCAACAAAGGCGCAGGACGGCCUUAGUGCCCAGCUAUCUGCAGCAGAAGCAGCAGCAAACUUGCUGCAGCAGCAAAACAAGCAGCUUGAGGAACAGCUGCAGCAGCUGCCAGCAUUGCAAGAGGCCGCGCAGCAGCGGCAGCUACUGCAGCAGCAGCAGCAGCAGUGGCUUACCCAGCAGCGGCAGCAGCAGCAGCAACUGAGGGCAGAGAAAGACAAGCUUGAGCAGGACAGCAGGGCGUUGAGGAGACAGCUUCGGCUGCAAGAGCAGCAGAUUGCUUCGCUGCAGCAGCAGAUGCAAGCAGCAGAAGCAGCUGCAGCAGCAAGAGAGGAGCAGCAGGAGCAGCAGCGCGCCUCGCAGCAGGCGCAGCUGGAGCAGCUCGAGAGGCAGCAGCAGCAGCAGCAGCAGCAGCAGCAGCAAAUCACCGACCAGCUAGAGAUAGCGCAGCAAACUGCAAGGGAAAAAGAAAGAGUUAUUCAGGGCCUUCAAGGCGAGAGGGACCUGCUGCAGCAGCAGCUGCAGCAGCAGCGGGAGCAGCAGCAGCAGCAACAGCAGCAGCAGGAUGAAACUCGCCAGCAGCUCGCCGGAGUAGCCGAAACGCAGCAGCAGCUGCAGCAGUUGCAGGAGCUGCAGCAAGCAGCAGCAGCAGCAGAGCAGCAGCUAGCCAAGAUAACAAGACAGCGCAACUCCCUUGAAGCUGCGAAGCAGCAGCAGCAGCAGCAGCUGCAGGCUCACAUCGGCCGCCUAGAGCAGCAGGUGAAGCAGCAGCAGCAACAGCUGCAGCAAGUGAAGCUGGAGCUGCAGCAAAGGGAGCAGCAGUGUGAGGAUCUGGAGGGGCGUCUGCAGCAGCAGCAGCAACAGUGGCAGCAGCAGCAGCUGGACUGGGAAGAGACGCAGCAGCAGCUGCAGCAGCAGUUGCAGUUUGCUGCUGCAGAUAGAGACAAACUGCAGCAGGAGAAAGAGCUGCUAGAAGCAGAAGCAGGGGUGGCAGAUGGUGCUGUACUGCAGCAAUCGCGGAUGUAUGAUGAACAGCAGCAGCAGCAGCUGCUGCAGCAGCAGCGGCAGCUAAGCGAGCUGCAGCACCAAAUGCGCAUGCAGCAAAUGCAGCAGCAGCAGCAGCAGCGCGAAAUCGCUUACUGGAGCGCUCGGGCGGAGACAGCAGAACAGCAGCUAGCAACAAAGCGGCAGCAGCUAGUUGAAGUGCAGCAGCAAUUGCAGCAACAGCGGCAGCAGCAUCAGCUGCUGCAGCAGCAACAGCAGAUAGAGCGGCAGCAACUCAAUGAAGAGCUCAAUGCCAGUCGCCUGCAGCUGGAUGCUGAUGCUGCGGCGCAGCAGCAGCUGCUGCUGCUGCAGCAGCAAGUAGCAGCAGCAGCAGAGGAGACAGCUCUCCUACAAGACCGCCUGGCUGCGGAGACAGCGCGUGCUGCGCAUUUCAGUGCAGAAGCAGAGAAGCUGCAGCAGCAGCUGCUGCAGCAGCAGCAGGAAGCAGCUCGUGCUGCAGCGCGCCUUGCUGCAGCCGAGUCCAAGUACGACAUGCUGGCAACCUUCCAGCAGCAGCAGCAGCAGCAGCAGCUGCAGGAUCAGCAGCAGAGGCUGCUGCGCCAACAGCAGCAGCAGCAACAGGAGCAGCAGCAACAGCCGGAAGCAGCAGUUGCUGCAACACUGCUUGGGGAAGUCGAUGGGCUGCGUAUGAUGCUGCGUGCAGCGCAGCAGACGAACACGGAGGCUCUGCAGCAGCAGCAGCUGCUGCUGCAGCAGCAGCGCGAAGAUGCAGCAAAGCUCAAUGGGGCCCUCUCGCAGCUGCAGCAGCAGGAGGCUAUCGCCCAGAGGGAGCAGAGGAAGGCGCAGCGGCUGCAGCAGCAACUGGAGCAGCAGCAGCAGGAAAUGCAGCACCUCCAGCAGGUGGUAGCUGAGCUAGACACAUACACCAGAGACCUGCUCCUGCAGCAGCAGCAACAGCAGCAGCAGCAGCAACAGCAGCAGCAGCAGCAGCAGCAACCAUUCUCUAUCAGCCAACGAGGAGCCGUUGAGAGCGACCUCGCUGUCCUCACUGACACCGUCAAAGAGCUGCUAGGAAGGAUAGAGCAGCAGCAGCAAAUGCUGCAGCAGCAGCACGUGCUGCUGGAAGAGUCUCGCAUGCAGCAGCAACAACUGCAAGACUCGCGACUGCAGCAACAGCAGCAGCAGCUCCAGCCAGACUUGAACGACAGCACUGCAGCAGCUCCUGUCUCCGCAGUGGAGACGGUUUUGCAGCGGCGCUGCAGAGAGCAGCAGCAGCAGCUGCUGCUGCUGCAGCAGCAGCUGUGGCAAGCAGACGAGGAGGUUGCGCUGCUGCGGCAGCAGCAGCAGCAACAGAUUCUCGGCGCAAGCGCCUUGGGGGAGCAGCAGCAGCAGCAGCUGCUGCUGCUGCAGCAGGUGCAGGCAGAAGCAGCGAACCUGAGGAGACAGCUGGGGAGAGAGCAGCAAUUGAAGGCAGCAGAAGCAGCAGAAGCAACGGGGCUGCGGCAGCAGCUGCAUGCACUGCGCCGUCGACAGCAGCAGCAGCAAGCCGCAGCACUGGAGCAGCAGGACGCGCUUGCUGCAGCAAACGCCCGCGAACGUCAGGCGCAGCUGCUGCUGCAGCAAGAGCAGCAGCAGCGGCAGCAGCUUGAGCUGCUGCUAAGAAACAUAGAAAGUAAUGGGGAAGCGGAGAGGCUUUCGCUGCAGCAGCAGCUGCAGCUGCUAGAUGGUCGCUGCCAGGUGCUGCAGCAGGAGGCUGCGCUGCAGCAGCAGCAGGUUGCUGCUGCUCAGCAGCAGCAGGAACAGCAGCAGCAGCAGCAGCAGGAACAACAGCAGCUGCUUCAGCAGUACAAAGAUACAGCAGACGAUGCCAUGCACCGCAUGCAGCUGCUGCAGCAGGAGCUGCAUGCGUUGCGGCUGGAGCAGCAGCUGCAGCAGCAGCGAGUUGAAGCAGCAGAGUCUGCUCGUAAUGCUGCAGUGCAGCAGCAGGUUGCUGCUGCUGCUGAGGCCCAGAGGAAGCAGCAACAGCUGCAGCAAGAAGCGCAGCUCCAGCAGCAGCAGCAGCAGCAGCAAAUUGCUUCUUUAACUGAGGCCCUGGAGACAGCGCAGUAUGCAGUCGAACGCACAAACGAUUCUUUUGCUGCACUGCAGCAGCGGGAGGCAGCGCUGCAGCAGCAGCUACAACAGCUGCAGCAGCAGCAGCAGCAGCUCGCGGCUUCGGAAGGGCUUGCAGCGUCUCAGCAGCAAAGGCGGCGACAGCAGCAGCAGCAGCAACACCAGCAGCAGCAACUGGCGAGGCUGCAGGAGCUGCUGCAGCAAUCGAACGAAGCAAAGAGCAAACAAAUGGAGACUCUGCUGCAGCAGCAGCGGGAGUUGCUGCAGCUGCGGCAGCAGCUGCGGGCCUCAGCGCAGCAGCAAGAGACACUCGAAGCAAAUGAGGAGAGACUUGUUGCUGCUUGUGAGGCGGCAUUCGGUCAGGUGAAGCAGCAGCAGCAGCUGCUGCAGCAGCUUCAGCAGACGUGCAUGCAACUGCAGCAGCAAAUCAGCAGCACAGCAAGAGAAGAGCCCCUAGCAGCAAGCCAGCGUAUGGCACUGCAGCAGGAAGUUGCAGUGCUGCGGGAGUCGCUGCAGCAGCUGCAGCAGCAGCUGCAUGCAAGCGAGCUGCAGCGGGCGUCUGUGCAGCAGCUGCUGGAGCGACAGCAGCAGCAGCAACAACAACAGCAGCCAAAUGCGCUUCUGCUGCAGCAACGCUACAGAGAAUACCGCAUGCAGCUGGAAGCAGCAGAGCAGCAGCUGCAGCGUGCGUGGCAGGAGAGUAAUGAGUUGCGGCAGCAGCUGCAGCAGCAGCAAGAUGCAGCAGUGCAGCAGCAGCUGCUGCACCAGUCGAGGCACGCGCAGCGAAAGGAGCAGCAGCUGCUGCAGCAGCAGCUGCUGCAGCAGCUAAGAGAGGAAACAGAAGCGCUGCGGCUGCGGCUGCGCGAGAUCGAAGCGCAGCAAGACGAGCAGCAGCUGAGUCUUGCUGCAGCAGAGCAGCAAAAUGAUGCGCUGCAGGGGCGGCUGCUGCAGCACCAACUGCAGGAAGAGCAGCAGCAGCAGCUGCUGCAGCAAGCGGAGUUCCUUGCACGACAGAACGAGGCAGCAAAAGAAGCAGCAGAAGCAGAGAGCGAGCGCCUUAUGGAGCGCUGCAGGACACUGCAGCAGGAGUUGCAGCAGCAGCAGCAGGAGCUGGUGCUGCAGCAGCAGCAGCUGCAGCAAGCUCAAGAAGAAGCAAGAGCCGCCAGUGAACGAUCUCAAGUGCUUCAGGCAGAGCUGGAGUCAGCUGAGAGGCACAGGAGCAGCAGCAGCAGCGUGCUGCAGCAGCAACUGCAGCAGCAGGCGGACCUGCUGCAGCAGCAGCGAGAAGCAACGCUCGAACAGCAGCAAAGGUGCUUCGAGCUGCAGCAGCAGCUGCAGCGUAAAACUGAAGCGGAGCAGCAGCACCGCGAAACGCUGCAGCAGCUCCAGCAACAGCAGCAGGAGCAGCGGCAGCUGCUGCGCAUGACAAGGGCAGGGGUUGAUGAGGAGCUGCAGCAGCAGCAGCGAGCAGCAGCACGACUGCAGCGGGAGCUGGAGCAGCAGCAGCGGCUGCUGCGAGCAGCGCAGCAAAAGGAAGGCUCCGUGGCAGCAGAAGCGGCGUCGCUGCGGCAGCUGCUGCAGGAAGCAGCGCAGAGGGAGCAGCAGCUGCAGCAGCAGCAACAGCAGCAGCAGCAGCAACUUGAACAGCUGCAAGCUGAACUGCUGCAGCGACAUCAGGAUGUCGUAGCAGCAGAAGGCGAGGUGAAGCAGCUUGGUGAGAAGCUGGAGGCAGCGCAGCAGCAAAGCGCUUAUAGAGAGCAACAGCAGCAGCAGGAGCUACAGCGGCAGCUGCAGCAGCAGCAGCAGCAGCAGCAGGAGCUGCAGAAGCUGCGAAUGGUAGAGCAGCAGCACACAAGGACCCGCGCGGAGCUUGCUGCUGCUACUGAGGCUCUGCAUGCAACCCAGCGACGCGAGCUGCAGCAGCAGCGGCUGCUGCAGCAGCUGCAGCAGCAGCUGCAAACUGCUGAUGUUAGGGAGAGAGAGACAGAAAGCCAAAUAGCUUCUCGUUGUGCUGCUUUGACAGAGGAGCUGCAAGCAGCAGCAAAAGAGCUGCAGCAGGCGCGCGCUGCUGCUGCUGAGGCGCAGCAACAGCUGCAGCAGCAGCAGCAGCAGCACGAGCGCAUGCUUCAACUGCAACAGCAAGCCACAGAGACAGAGCAGCAGAAUGUGCUGCGCCUCACAGAGGAGCAGCAGCGGCUUGAAGCAGAAGCGGAUGGGGUGUAUAGCCAGCUGCUGCAGCAGCAGCAGCGUUCAAAGGAGCUCGAGCUGCUGCUGCUCCAGGCAGAGACGAGGCAGAAAGAAUCUCAGCAGCAACAGCAGAAGCAGCAGCAGGACAACGACAAGUUGCUGCAGCAGCUGCGAGAAACAGAGCGGCUGCUGCAGCAGGAGCAGCAGUCUCUCAAAGAAGCGCAGCAGCAGCAGCAGCAACUGCAGCAGCAGCUUGACGCUGCUGCUGAUGAGGGGCAGCUAUUCCAGAGCCUGCAGCAGCAGCAGCAGCGAGAUCAAGAGGCCCUUUUAGAACAGCAACAAGAGCAGGUGCUGCAGCUGCAGCAGCAGCUUGCUGCUGCCAGGGCAGCAGCGCAGCAAGCUAGACAGACACAGGUGGAAGAACGUAGAGUGAUGCAGCAGCAGCAGCAGCAGAUUGCUGCUUUGCAGCGGACGCUGCAAAAGUCUGAGGAGAAGGAGCAGCAGCAGCUGCAGCAGCAGCAGCAGCAGCAACGUAGCUGGGAGCAGGAGCAGCAGCGGCUGGUGUCUCAGGCGCAGCACCUGCGGCAGCAGCUGCAGCAAGAAAAGAGUAUGCGGCAGCAGCAGCAGCAGAAGCUUGCUGUGCUACAGGGGGCAGCUAGCAGCAGCGAGAAAGAAGCUGCUGCUGCACUGCAGCAAGCGGAGCGGCAGCAGCAGCAGUUGAAGCAGCAGCUGCAGCAGCUGCAGCAGGAAGCCGCAAACCGCAUGCAGCAGCUGCAGGAGACAACCCGUGAGCGGACGCUGCUGCAGCAAGCAGCAGCAGACCUGGAGACGCAGCUAGCUGGACAGCUAGCAGAAACAGAGCAGCUGCAGAGGCGUGCUGCAGCGCAGCAGCAAGAAAUGCAUGCGCUGCAAACGAAAGUGCAGCAGCAGCAGAAAACAGCGAACGCGCUGCAGCAGCUGCAGCAGCAACAUGAAAAAGCUCUUUACGACCUGCGGGAAGCUCAGCAGCAGCUGAAGCAGCAGCAGCAGCUGCUAAACCGUCAAGAGAGACAGCUGCAGCAGCAACAGGAGCAACUGCAGCAGAAACAGCUGCAGCAGCAGCAAGAUACGCUGCAGCAGCAACUGCAUGCAGCAGAGAAGACCCUCGUGGGGGAUGCAGAAGAAGCAGCCGCAGUUCGGACCCAACUGCAGCAGGUGCAGCAGCAACUGCAGCAGCUGCAGCAGCAGCAACAGCAGCAAGAACGGCAACACCAGCAGCAACUGCAGCAGCACAAAGACAUGCAGCAGCAGCACAGCCGCUCCUUACAAGAAAAUGCAGCACUUAGGAGGCAGCAUGAGGUGCUGCAGCAGCAGCUGGAGUCGGAGCAGGAGAAAGUUGUCUUGCUGCAACAGCAGCUGCAGCAGCAGCAACAGCAGCUGCUGCAGAGCAGCAAAGGAGACGCUGCUGCUGUCGAGCUGCAGCAGCUGCGGCAAGAGACACAGGAGCUGCAGCUGCAGCAGCUAGCAGCCAGCAGCAAGAUCCGGUUGCUGCAGCAGCAGCUGCAGCAAAGAGGCAUAGAGUUACAAGACACGCUGCAGCAGCUGAAGCAGCAGGCUCACGAGACAGAGCAGCAGCUGCUUGCUGCUGGGGAGUUAACAGUGCAGCUGCAGCAGGCGCAGCAGCAGCAGGAAUUGCUGCAGCAGCAGCUGGAGCAGGAGCAGCAGCAAUCACAAAACCUGCGGAGACAGCUGCUGCAGCAAACAUCGCGGGAUAAUGCAGCAGAUCUUGUUGAGUUGCUGCCGCUGGAGCAGCAGCAGCAGUUGCAGCAGCAGCUGAAAGCAGCAGAGCAGCGGAUCGAGCUGCUGCAGCAGCAACUGCAGCAGCAGCGGGAGCAGCAUGCUGCUGUGCUGGAGACGUCUAUAGGGGGCCGAGCAAUGCAGCAGCAGCUGCAGCACCAGCUGCAGCAGCUAGCAGAGCAAGCGCUGCAGCACAGAACAGCAGCGCAGCAGCUGCAGCAGGAAAUGAAGAGACAAGGAGAGCGCAUUCACAAGCUCAACUCCGAGAAUCGAGUGCUGCUGCUGCAGAAAGAAAAAGCAGAGGUGCAGCAGCAGAAGCAGCAGCAGUAG